UGUUUUUCCACUGGUCUCAGAGUGGGAUUUAUGGCCGAGGCAGCCCUAAGCUGCGGAGCAGGACUUCUCCCCAGCUGGCACGGGAACCCAGGUAGUCGGGGGAACACAGAAUGCUUCUUCUUCCUCCAAGGGCCUCCUUUCCCUUCAAAAUGGCUGACAAAGGCCAAGCUAGGUGAAGGCAGGAAGCAGUAGCGGGGUCCCCAGCGGGUGACCUGCAAGGCCGGCCCAGCGCCCUGGCCAGCCUUUGCAGCGGAGGGGUGGUGGAAAAGCGGAUGCAGGGUUGCUGUGUGACUCCAGCUGGGGCUUUUCCCUCUCUGGGCCGUGCAUCCAGAUCUGUGUGCGCUUGCAUGAGACAAUGAAGGGAGACAGCAGACAUCUGAAUGAGGAAGAGGGAGCCAGUGGGUGUGAGGAAUGUGUCAUCGUCAACGGGAACUGCAGCGACCAGUCCUCAGACACUAAGGAUGCUCCCUCACCCCCAGUCUUAGAGGCAAUCUGCACAGAGGCGGUCAGCACACCAGAGAGCCGAGGCCGCAGAUCAAGCUCCCGGCUGUCAAAGAGGGAGGUCUCCAGCCUGCUGUCUUACACUCAGGACUCAGCAGGAGAUGGAGAUGGUGACGGUGACACAGAGGAUGGGGAUGGCUCUGACAUUGUAAUGCCAAAGCUCACGCGUGAGACCAAGGAGACCAGGUCACCCUCUGAAAGUCCAGCUGUGCGAACCCGAAAUAGCAACAGUACCUCCAGCCUGGAGAGGCAAAGAGCCUCCCCUAGAAUCACCCGAGGCCGCCAGGGCCGCCACCAUGUGCAGGAGUACCCCGUGGAGUUCCCAGCUACCAGGUCUCGGAGACGUCGAGCAUCAUCUUCAGCAAGCACACCAUGGUCAUCCCCUGCCAGCCCUUACCCCAGCAUUGACCUCAUAGAAGAAGUGACACCUCAGAGCAGCAGUACCCCAUCGAUUGACCUGAGCCGGGACAGCCAGCAGGAGAGCAUGGAUGCCACACAGCUGGAUGCAGAUAGCAGAGAUGGAGACAGCACUGAGUAUCAGGAUGAUAAGGAGUUUGGAAUAGGUGACCUCGUGUGGGGAAAAAUCAAGGGCUUCUCCUGGUGGCCUGCCAUGGUGGUAUCCUGGAAAGCUACCUCCAAGCGCCAGGCCAUGCCCGGCAUGCGAUGGGUACAGUGGUUUGGUGACGGCAAGUUUUCUGAGGUCUCAGCGGACAAGCUCAUGGCUCUGGGGCUCUUCAGCCAGCACUUUAACCUGGCCACCUUCAAUAAGCUGGUUUCUUACAGGAAGGCCAUGUACCACACUCUGGAGAGAGCCAGGGUGCGAGCUGGCAAGACCUUCCCCAGCAGCCCAGGAGACUCACUGGAGGACCAGCUGAAGCCCAUGCUGGAGUGGGCCCAUGGUGGCUUCAAGCCCACUGGCAUUGAGGGUCUCAAACCAAACAACAAACAACCAGAGAACAAAAGUCGAAGACGCACAACCAAUGACUCUGCCGCUUCUGAGUACUGUCCCACACCCAAGCGCCUCAAGACAAACAGCUAUGGAGGGAAAGACCGAGGGGAGGAUGACGAGAGCCGAGAACAGAUGGCUUCUGACGUCACCAACAACAAGGGCAAUCUGGAAGACCGCUGUUUGUCCUGCGGUAGGAAGAACCCUGUGUCCUUCCACCCCCUCUUUGAGGGUGGGCUCUGUCAGAGUUGCCGGGAUCGCUUCCUGGAGCUCUUCUACAUGUAUGACGAGGACGGCUAUCAGUCGUACUGCACCGUGUGCUGUGAGGGCCGUGAGCUGCUUCUGUGUAGCAACACGAGCUGCUGCAGGUGCUUCUGUGUGGAGUGUCUGGAGGUGCUGGUGGGUACAGGGACAGCUGAGGAUGCCAAGCUGAAGGAACCCUGGAGCUGCUAUAUGUGCCUCCCACAGCGCUGCCAUGGGGUCCUCAGGCGCAGGAAGGAUUGGAACAUGCGCCUGCAAGACUUCUUCACUACUGAUCCUGACCUCGAAGAAUUUGAGCCACCCAAGUUGUACCCAGCAAUUCCUGCAGCCAGGAGGAGGCCCAUUAGAGUCCUGUCCCUGUUUGAUGGAAUUGCGACAGGGUACUUGGUGCUCAAAGAGUUGGGUAUCAAAGUGGAAAAGUACGUCGCCUCCGAAGUUUGUUCAGAGUCCAUCGCUGUGGGAACUGUUAAGCAUGAAGGCCAAAUCAAAUAUGUGAAUGACGUCAGGAAAAUCACAAAGAAAAAUAUUGAAGAGUGGGGCCCAUUCGACUUGGUGAUUGGUGGAAGCCCUUGCAAUGACCUCUCCAAUGUCAAUCCAGCCAGGAAAGGCCUGUAUGAGGGCACCGGCAGGCUCUUCUUUGAGUUUUACCACUUGCUGAAUUAUACACGCCCCAAGGAGGGCGACAACCGUCCGUUCUUCUGGAUGUUUGAGAAUGUGGUGGCCAUGAAGGUCAACGACAAGAAAGACAUCUCCCGAUUCUUGGCGUGCAACCCAGUGAUGAUCGAUGCCAUCAAGGUUUCUGCCGCUCACAGGGCCCGAUACUUCUGGGGCAACCUCCCUGGGAUGAACAGGCCCGUGAUAGCUUCAAAGAAUGAUAAGCUCGAGCUGCAGGACUGCUUGGAGUUCAGUAGGACAGCAAAGUUAAAGAAAGUACAGACAAUAACCACCAAGUCGAACUCCAUCAGACAGGGGAAAAACCAGCUUUUCCCUGUAGUCAUGAAGGGCAAGGACGAUGUUUUGUGGUGUACUGAGCUCGAAAGGAUCUUCGGCUUUCCUGCGCACUACACAGAUGUCUCCAACAUGGGCCGUGGUGCCCGCCAGAAGCUGCUGGGAAGGUCCUGGAGUGUACCAGUCAUCAGACACCUCUUUGCCCCCUUGAAGGACUACUUUGCAUGUGAAUAGUUCCACCCAGGACUGGGGAGCUCUUGGUCUGAGCCAGGUCCCCAGAGUCACCCUCUCCCUGAAGGCACCUCACCUCUCCCCUUCCUCACUCAGCUCACCUGUUUGGGGCCUCACCUCACUGUGUACCUCAGCUUUCUCCUGCUCAGUGGGAGCAGAGCCUCCUGGCCCUUGCAGGGGAGCCCAAGGUGCUCCCUCCAUGUGCACAGCUCAGACCUGGCUGCUUAGAGUAGCCCGACAUGGUGCUCAUGUUUUCUUAUCUUGAAACUUUAAAACUUGAAGUAGAUAGUAAGAUGGCUUUUUUCCCCUCCUGGGUUAAUCAGUCAGAAGUGAUGGCUAAGAUACCAAAAUGACAGCUCUCCCAGUACUCAGGUUUAAUGCUGCAAAAUCACUUCAGGUUUUGUUUUUAAAUAACCUGUGCUCCACAUUUAUUUACUAGAGCAUGCUAGUGCCAAUGUGGGCUCAGAUGAACAAGGUCAAGGGGCCAGAAAUGUUUUUGUUUUUUGUUUUUUGAUUUUCCCUAGGGAUAGUAGAAGAUGAAAAGGUUUAUGACUUAAGUCUUACUGGCACCUUCCCCCCCUUGCUUUGGUGCAAGGGCUGGAGUCCUUUUGGUCUUGUAGCAUUUCCCAGUAUGAUGAUGAUGUCAGCAGGGAUGAUGUCAUCAUCACAUUCAGGGCUAUUUCCCCCAAGAUUCCCUGGGCAGGAGCCCAUGUAGCUAAUCCUCAAGAAGAAUGGAAUAGAAUGUUUUGAGCUCAGGGAGGGGGGUGGCCCCUCUUCCAUGUGUGAGGGACAUGAAGGAGGGAGUUUAGCUAAACUAUUUCCCCCUCCCACUCUCCAAAUGAUGGGACCUCCUCCCCCACCAGCUCAGGUCUCCAGAUAAGUAUGAUCCUCUAAUACUUGAUGAGAAGCUAGGGCCAGAGGCACAUCUUUUUCCCUAUCUAAGAGAUGAUGGGGAAACCACAGUGAGAAACUUGGAUCUUCUGGAGAUUUUUAAAACCGUUUUACCCCAUGAUACAUUGUGUUUUUAAGGGGCAUUCUUUUUUAGGGGCAUCACUGGAGAUGAGAAAAGCUGCAUUUCAGAAAUGCUAUCUCAAUGGUUUUUAACACCUUUUACUGAUUACUGGUGCUAUUUUGUAGAAAAAGGACAACCUUGACACAUUUGGCGGCUUUUUAUACACUUUUUAUGACUCCCAGACUUCUAUUUUCAUGGUUAACAUUUUCAUAAAAGUUUUUUUUAUUUUUUUUUUAUUUUGGUAAUGGAGCAGUGUCACAAGUGUGGGGAAACUGCCUUGUUUCAACAGUUUUGUCUCCUGUUUUUUAAGUUUUAGGCAGAAAGCUAACAGAUGCCUAGAAUUUUCCUUUCUGUUUGAUUAAAAUUGUAUUUCUCUAAUCUUGUGUGUGUUCAUCUGCUUGUGUGUGCUGACAUGCACAGGGAUGGCUGUGCUCUCUACGUCGUGGAGCUUGGUCACCUCCAGGUUUUGCUAUCCAAGUCUUUAAUCCCAUCAUUUCAUGCCAGAUCAGGUACAUCCAUGUGAGUUCUAGGCCAGCCUGGGCUACAUUGAAAAUCAUAACAAAAAUAAAUAUCCCUACUUACAGCAUUCUUGGUUAGUUACCAUAAUUAUCCUGAAAGUUAGUUUAGUGGCCAAUUUAAAUUCCUGUUGAUUGUUAAACAUGGAAUUAAUUGUAAUAAUUGACCAAGUGAAAAGUUUUGGUACCUUUAACUUAAGAUGCUCAUUAGUUCUACUCAUUUUGCAGAACGUUAUUGCUUGGGUAUCUGGUCUUGACCACAGGCCAGGCAGAACAGGAGAAAACUCCAGCUACAGGUAUCAUAUUUAGGGAGGACAAAAAAAAAAAAAAAAAAAGCCAGGUGGUGGUCACGCCUUUUAUCCCAGCACUUGGGAGGUAGAGGUAGGUGGAUCUCUGAGUUUGAGGCUAGCCUGAUCCACAAAGUUCCAGGACAGCCAAAAACCAAAAACAAGGCCAGGCGGUGGUGGCGCACGCCUUUAAUCCCAGCACUGGGGAGGCAGAGCCAGGCGGAUCUCUGUGAGUUCGAGGCCAGUCUGGGCUACCAAGUGAGUUCCAGGAGAGGCGCAAAGCU
Messenger RNA from Peromyscus californicus insignis, 4985 nucleotides. RefSeq names its product DNA (cytosine-5)-methyltransferase 3B. NCBI's taxonomy places the organism in Eukaryota, Metazoa, Chordata, Mammalia, Rodentia, Cricetidae. Gene Ontology annotation, molecular function: DNA binding; DNA (cytosine-5-)-methyltransferase activity, acting on CpG substrates. Gene Ontology annotation, biological process: negative regulation of transcription by RNA polymerase II. The transcript is spliced from 22 exons. Bases 356 to 2890 code for a protein of 844 amino acids. Gene Ontology annotation, cellular component: nucleus. The record is from RefSeq and is a predicted model, not a curated record.